AUGUCCGUCAGCCCUCCAACACCACUGUUUUCCCAGAAGUCGGACAACUGUGAAGGCGUGUCGCUAAUUCACAUUGGCAACCGUGUCUUCGGGGAUGAGAACACUGUGAUCGAGAAGCACGAAAUCACAGACGACACUGUAACGAGGCUGCUCAAGCUCAUGAACGGAGUCGCCCCCGGCGCGUUCGAACAGCGCGCCACCAACUCGCGCGGCGUAGCCGUGCUUUCCAACGGGACACAGUACUUCACUGCGAAUGCUUCGGUUGCAGGUCAGAAGGGCCCGGGUGGCGACGGAUGGGUGAAAUCAAAGUGUGAAUCGUCUAUGAUGCGACCGUUGUGGCUCACUGUCAGUUGCACUGGGUCUCCUCCUGUUUAUAUGGGUAACAUUGCUGUCUCUGGCCAUUGGUCUGGGGAUCAAGUACGGUGUGGCCUGGGGGAUUCCUUCGUUAUUCCUCGCGGCGGUGUCGGCUCCGCUCGCGAAAGCUCUGGUCUUUCAGUGGGAAACCUGGAGGGCACCUCUUGCUCGCAAGGCACAGAGUCCUCCCCAAGGCAGACCUUGAGAGAACGUCUUCGGCGUCUAGUCCGUUGA
Molecule: messenger RNA, 588 nt
Organism: Apiotrichum porosum
Lineage: Eukaryota; Fungi; Basidiomycota; Tremellomycetes; Trichosporonales; Trichosporonaceae
Exons: 2
Coding region: 1-588 (195 amino acids)
Source: RefSeq, a predicted model, not a curated record